GGCGGUCCGGCAAACUAGCGCGUGCAUUGAGACCCUGAACGCGGAGAGGUAGCCGGGAGCUUUGCUUGUCGGCAGAGCCUCGCGUCGUCUUCGUUGCAAGUGCAAUUGAGGAUUACGCGCAUCUCUGGGCUACUGUGAAGCUGUGCUACUAUUCGCUCCCCUUUUGCAGAACCAACUUGGAACAACCCUUAUCCAUCUGCGGUCUCACCUUCCCACGAAUUUUGAUCUGGGCUCAUUAAGCUAUCUGCGAUUGAACCACGAUGUCGCUGAAGACUUUACACUCCCUUCGCGCAUUGCCGCCAUGGAUGCCUCGCGCAAAGCUCCUCCGAAAUCGAAUCAAUAAUCGCGAUGUGUCUGUUCCCACCGGGAUCUUCAUCAACAAUGAAUUCCGAUCGAGCCUUUCAGGAUCCAAGUUCAGCGUGGAAAAUCCUGCCACUGGCCAGCCAAUCCUAGAGAUCGAGGAGGGUCGAGAAGAGGAUGUUAAUAUGGCAGUCGAAGCUGCAAGGAAAGCCUUUGAAGGUAGCGAAUGGGCGAAUUCGAACCCAGUGUGGAGAGGCGAGCUGUUGAAUCGGUUGGCGCAAUUGAUGGAGAGGGACAAAGAGGACAUCAUUGCCCUGGAGAUGUUAGACACCGGGAAGACGCGUAAGCAGGCAGCCAAUCUAGAUUUUCCGGGCAGCGUAGGCACAUUGAAGUAUUACGCAGGUUGGGCAGAUAAGGUUUUAGGACUGACGAGCUUUAACAUUCCCGGCACGUUCGCAUACACAAGGAGAGAGCCGGUUGGAGUGUGUGGUCAGAUCAUACCUUGGAACUUUCCGCUUCUGAUGUUUAUCUGGAAAAUCUCUCCAGCUAUAGCGACCGGAAACACCGUGGUCAUCAAGUCUGCGGAAGCUACACCAUUGACAGCUUUGAAAUGUUGUGAGCUUAUCAAAGAAGCUGGAUUCCCAGCUGGUGUGGUGAAUCUGGUAUCGGGCUUUGGAAAGACCGUGGGCAACGCGAUAGCCAACCAUAUGGACGUCGACAAAGUAGCAUUUACAGGGUCAACAGCCACGGGACGCACGAUCUUGAAGUCUGCAGCUUCAUCAAACUUGAAGAAAGUGACACUAGAGCUAGGUGGUAAAAGUCCAAACAUCAUCUUUCCCGAUGCCGAUAUUCAGAAGGCAGUAGAAUGGAGUGCAUGGGGAAUCAACAUGAACUUUGGCCAGACAUGCCACGCCGGGACUCGCAUAUACGUUCACGAAGAUGUUUACGACGAAUUCGUAGCCGCAUACACCAAACGAAUGGCUUCGUUGAAAGUUGGCGACAACUUUGACGAAAGCGUGGAUCAAGGACCGCAGAACAGCAAGAUGCAGUAUGAGAAGAUUCUGGGGUACAUUGAGAGCGGGAAGCAGGAUGGCGCUACUAUAAGUCUUGGUGGUAAGGUUGCAGAGGUUGAAGGUGCCGAUGGCAAAGGGUACUACAUCCAGCCGACCAUAUUCACCAACGUGAAGCCCGACAUGAAGAUUAUGCGUGAAGAGAUCUUCGGACCCGUGGUCUGUAUCGCAAAAUUCAAGACAGAAGAAGAAGUUCUUCGCGAUGCCAACGAUACGACCUACGGCCUUGCUGCCGCCGUUCACACCAAGGACUACGAGCGUGUCCUCCGCAUCACGAAUGGACUGAAGGCUGGCACGACAUGGGUGAAUAUGUAUAACUUUGUGCACUGGAGUGUCCCAUUUGGCGGUUACAAGCAGAGUGGCAUCGGGCGCGAAUGCGGUGAAGCAGCGCUGGAGAACUAUACCGAGACCAAGGCAGUGUAUUACAACACGGGCAUCCCGGCUCCUCAAUAA
This is a messenger RNA of Paraphaeosphaeria sporulosa, 1823 nucleotides long. Its product is annotated as aldehyde dehydrogenase. Lineage: Eukaryota; Fungi; Ascomycota; Dothideomycetes; Pleosporales; Didymosphaeriaceae. Gene Ontology annotation, molecular function: aldehyde dehydrogenase (NAD+) activity. The coding region runs from base 261 to 1823 and encodes 520 amino acids. The transcript has 5 exons. The record is from RefSeq and is a predicted model, not a curated record.